Messenger RNA from Paramecium octaurelia, 620 nucleotides. The record is from the annotation of a GenBank genome assembly. Lineage: Eukaryota; Ciliophora; Oligohymenophorea; Peniculida; Parameciidae.
AUGAAUACAUGUGAUAAACCAAUAAUAAAAUUACUGAUAAUUGGGGAUUCCGCUGUUGGCAAAACUAACAUUCUGAAGAGAUUUUGUGAGAAUCAAUAUACUCAAAGCUUUGUAUCAACAAUAGGUAGAUUAAUGAAUUUAAAUUUAGAACAGGCAUAGAUUUCAAAUUUCGAGAUUUAGAAGUAGAAGGGAAACUCAUGAGAUUGCAAAUUUGGGAUACAGCUGGUUAAGAGAGAUUCAGAACCAUUACUUCAACUUAUUUCAAAGGAGCAAUGGGAGUUAUAUUGGUCUAUGCCGUAAAUAAUCUUGAAAGUUUUCAAAACAUCUAAAAUUGGAUGAAUUAAAUAAAAUAAAAUGCAUGUGAAAGUGUGAUUGUUGUGUUAGUGGCCAACAAAUCCGACCUAAAUGAUAGAGUGGUUCAAUAUGAAUAAGGUAAAAAUUUAGCUGAUUCUUAUGGCAUUAAAUUUUUUGAGACUUCUGCCAAAGAAGGCAUAAACAUCAUUGAUACUUUUUAAUGCAUUUCUAAAUAAAUUAAAGAUAUUAUGUCAUUAGAAGAAAAAGUAUAAAAUAUUAAACUGGAAUAAACAAGUUAACAAGCCAAAUCCAAUUUCUGUUGUUGA